Messenger RNA from Striga asiatica, 588 nucleotides. Lineage: Eukaryota; Viridiplantae; Streptophyta; Magnoliopsida; Lamiales; Orobanchaceae. The record is from the annotation of a GenBank genome assembly.
AUGUCUGUAGAUACAGUGAUCCAACGGACACGGCUUCCCCUCGUCCAGCCGCACCCACGGCUUCCCCUUCCCGCUCCAGUGCAGCAGGCUCACUGGACCAGGGUGCAGCGCCCUACAGGAUCCCGCCACGUUGUCACCCCCCAGCCCGUGCUGGUUCCAUCUGUGCCCGAUGGGCUCCACGUCACCACCGAACACCAGCAGGAAGGGGGGCAGCGACCCCAGCUCGUACAUCCGGUUCCUCCUCUGCAGUUCCAUCCAAUUCUCUAUCUUCUCCCGAAAAUGCCCCUCCCUCCACCGACCCAAAUCCAUCACCAUCACACCCGUGUUGAAGUAGCAGGGGCUCCGGGUACGAGACCCGAACGCCUUCCGGGUCAGGAUAGGGUCGGACCAGAAUCUAUCCGUGAAAAUGACGUCCGAGUCCAGGUAGAUGACCCGGGUCACGCACGGGUCGAGCAGCGGGUUCUCCAAAGCGGGUCGGAUCGAGGAGGAGAUCCGAUUGAGGACCGUUUCCUCGCGGAAUAUGUACACCUUGAAGUUGAGAGAUGGGAAAACGGAGCGGAUGACCCGGGUCAGGACCCGGGGGGUUGA